AUGGCAGACGAAGUAGCAACCAACUUGGCCGGAGUUAAGCAUAUAGUACUAGUUCUAUCGGGAAAAGGUGGCGUUGGCAAGUCCACUGUGUCGACAGAGCUAGCUUUAUCGUUGCAUGCAAGUGGCAAACGAGUUGGAGUGCUUGAUAUUGACUUAACUGGCCCGAGCAUACCACGAAUGUUUGGUCUCAAUGAUCGACAAGUAUUGCAAGCUUCUACUGGUUGGGUUCCAGUGUAUGCCGAUGAAGAGCAGAGGCUAGCUGUCAUGUCUUUGGGCUUCUUGCUACGGAAUAAGGACGAUGCUGUUAUAUGGCGAGGGCCUAAGAAGAAUGCUAUGAUCAAACAGUUCUUGACGGACGUCACAUGGGGAUCUCUAGACUAUCUGAUCAUUGAUACACCACCAGGAACUUCGGACGAGCACAUAUCGAUCGCCGAGUACCUAAAAGAACACAAUCCAGAAGGCGCUGUCAUAGUCACCACUCCACAAGCAGUCUCACUAUCAGAUGUUCGCAAAGAACUCAGCUUUUGCAAGAAGGUCAAGAUACCGAUUCUGGGAAUAGUUGAAAAUAUGAGUGGCUACAUAUGUCCUCACUGUGCUGAACAUCAUGACUUGUUUUCCUCUGGUGGUGGAGAAGCUCUUGCUACCGAGUUCCAAGUGCCUUUUCUUGGUCGAGUACCGCUAGAUUCCAGCUUGACUACAAUGGUUGAACAAGAUGGUGGUAGUUUUGUGAAUCGAUUCAAGGAUUCCAAUCUCUACCCUGUCUUUAUGGGAAUUACUCAGAAAGUUGUGUCGACGUGUGAGCCUGUAGUAGCUCCCAACGGUCAUCAUGAAAAUGAGGUUGUGAAAGAACUUGGGAACACGGGCCACGAUUCGCAAAGUGGAGAUCAAGUGCAGUAA
Messenger RNA from Synchytrium microbalum, 897 nucleotides. RefSeq lists its product as uncharacterized. Gene Ontology annotation, molecular function: 4 iron, 4 sulfur cluster binding; ATP binding; ATP-dependent FeS chaperone activity. The record is from RefSeq and is a predicted model, not a curated record. Gene Ontology annotation, cellular component: cytosol. Lineage: Eukaryota; Fungi; Chytridiomycota; Chytridiomycetes; Synchytriales; Synchytriaceae. Gene Ontology annotation, biological process: iron-sulfur cluster assembly. The transcript is spliced from 5 exons. Bases 1 to 897 code for a protein of 298 amino acids.